AAGAACAGCAGUCGCUGGAACCUACUCGAGUCGCGUGCAGACCGGUCGCUUUCACGUUCCACUGUAGUUCUAUAUAUACAUAUACACUUUGCUUUCGCUUCGGAGCAUCGAAACGGCAUCGCGUGUACGCUAUUGUGCGAUAAUCAGAAUCGCAUCAGCAGCAACGGACGAUCGAAUUCGAUUCCUCUGAAGCGAUUCGCUGGUAACCGAUCGUAGGGGUUUUCGGUGAAAUCUCGUUGGACGAGUACAGGUUGUCCUCGUGGUCCGUGCAGGAGGGAAAGAGAGGGUCAGGUGUAAGAACACGAGCAGGAAACCGCGGACACGGUGGAAGAGGAGACGUGAAGGGAACGGGAGGCGUAAGAGGACGGUGGGGCAGCGCCGUGACUAUGUAAACUACCAGCAUAACAGUUGGUGUGGCAGCGCGUGCGCAGGGCCUAGCAACCCGCAGCAACAAACGUCUGCGGGACAGACAGCUGAGUAACGUCACAGACAGCGAUCGCAAACGACAGGUAACACGAGGGUAGGCGAACAGACCGGAGUGCUGAACGAAAAAGACAAAGAAGCCCGCAAACUGGCUCCGGAAGUGAGGAUCAAGCAAAUUGGAAUGAGGGAGGACCUGUUGUCCAUCAUACGGCACACUAGCAGCGAUCAUUUUUCGGAAGAACUUUAGCCCGCGUGUCGAGGGCAGAAGGAACGAGAGGUGUUCUAGACUUAGGACAAGUUCAUCGGUUAUUCCGUACAAAUAGAGGGCUCUUGCUCGCUGGAUAUUCGGCCGCGGAAGCGUCAUCAGGGCUCCCUUUCUCAUCUUUCUUGUCGUUCGAAACCGUACCCCGUCGCCGUAUACCUGCCGACCGGGCUCCGCUCCCCUUGGAAGGCAACUUUCCGGACCUUUCGUCGGUUAUGCCCUGGGUGGCCGCCUGCUUUGACCUGCUGGAAGCUUCGAUUCACAGCUACUGCCUCGCGGUGAGGAACCUCGCGUUGCUGGCUGGCAUCCGUCACGAGGGCAGCGACGAUCCGACGAUAACGCUGGCAGAUCACGGUUCCGGUUCGUCUGACGCGCGGAAGGGUGCCCCGUCCUCAGCCGCCAUGGCUCCGAGCACCGAGGAACAGAGCCAAGAACCUGGUAAAGACAAAAUCCCGAUCAGGAUGCCAGGAGUCACGAAAUCGCCGCGCAAGUUCGCGGGGGUGGUGAUCGCGAUGUGCGGCCUUCCUGGACGUGGAAAAAGCCAGGUCGCUCAAUGCCUUUCGCGCAGGCUCAACUGGAAUAGCUAUUCCACCAAAGUGAUGCGCGUGAGCGAGUACCGAAGGAAAAGGUUGGACGGUUACGGCGAGGCGGUGUCCCACGAGCUGUUUCGUCCGGAUCACACGGCGAACGCGACUCUGAGGGCCAUGGCCCAGGGGGACGCAAUGCACGAUUGCGCAGCGUGGCUUGCAGCCGGGAACUCCGUAGCUAUCCUGGACGCCACGCUGGUGACGCGAGCGCAGCGCGCCGAGGUCUUCGACUAUUUUUCGGGCCAGCUCGGUUACCGCGUCCUUUUCAUCGAGUGCGUCUGCGACGAUCCGGUGGUGCUGGAGCAAAAUUACAAGGAGAUAUUGCGCUACAGCACCGACUACGUCGGCGUGGACCCGGCGCGGGCCGCGGAAGAUCUACGGUUGAAGGUCGCCCACUAUGUUCAAUCGCACGAGCCCAUGGAGGAGAAGAUCUAUCCCAGGAUACGCAUCGACACCGCCACCAUGGACAUCCAGACCUGCAAGGUGUCUGGACACAUCGAGACCAGCGUGCUUGGAUAUCUGGGCAGCGUCACCGUCAUGCCCCACACUCUCUACUUCUCACGGCACGGUGAAAGCGAGUACAAUGUCCUGGGCAAAGUUGGAGGCGACGCGGUUCUGAGCGCUCGUGGCGAGAGAUACGCGCAGGCAUUGGCGACGAAAUUCAACGCUAUGCGUAUACCUGAUCUUCGAAUCCUGACGAGUCGUCUUCGAAGGACCAUCGCGACGGCUCGCGGCGUCGAGGCGCCCCAGGAGCACGUGGCAGCCCUCAACGAGCUCCACGCUGGGAUCUGCGAGGGUCUUUCUUACGAGGAAAUGCAAGAACAGUAUCCUCAGGAGUUCGCUUGGCGCGACCAGGACAAGCUUCGCUACCGUUACCCUUGGGGCGAGAGUUACAUCGACGCGAUGCAGCGCGUGGAGCCGGUGAUAGCGAACCUGCAGAGGUCCGACAACGUCCUGGUGGUGUCCCAUCAAGCGAUCCUGCGCUGCAUCAUCGGUUUCUUCAUGGACAAAAAGCCCGAGGAGCUGCCGUACAUGGAGGUCCCUCUGCACACUAUCAUCCGCGCCAGCAGCCAGGGCUUCAACUACAAACUGGAGUUCAUCAAGCUGCCCAUCGAGUGUGUAAACACGACCCGGGUGAAACCGAACAAUUGCAGCGCUGACAGGACCGCCGACGACGCUCUGAUCACCGUCCCCGCGCACUUCGACAUCCCCGAUCCUUGGAGGAACCCUGGCAGCGGACCCACCCUCGUGCAGCAGCACUGAGACACCGCUCCAAGAUCCACGAUCGCGUCCAAGAUUCGAUCUCUGUUGGACUGCAAUUUUCGGGGAUUUCGAAAGUAACGCCAUGUUACGCAAGAAGGAGAACAGAGGGAUGACCGACGCGUUGAACUUAUUUGCUAGCAUGCAACCCGUUAGAACAGUUCGAUAACUAAAAACACGACGAUAGUAUUUGUACCACGAUUCUGUCGGUCUUACGAACAACGUACAUAUAUUUUUUCAGAAAAUAGUUGCUUAGCGAACGGAAGUAGGGCCGAUUAGGAACGCACAAGAGACCGGGAAAUUUAUUCGUGUAGUCGUCAAGUUUUUGGUUCCCCAAUUGGCAGCGACUUCUGAAUCCUGCUGCUCGAGCCCUCUAUAUGAUACCUUUGAAUGUUUAGUCGUAAUGUUUAGAACGAUAGACACAGCGAAUCGAUGUUGUAUUAGCCUAACGCAUACUUAGAAAUACAUCGACGUACUUACGUAGUAGCGCUUUUGAAUGUAUCGUUAUUUUUAUUACGGAGCAACGAAGCGAAGCAUGAAACUACUGGAUAAUGUUUUUUUUUAGGCGUAGAGGCUAGGUUUCUAUUUCUAUUUCUAUUUCGUUAUUUGUUAGUUCCUGGAUUAACGACCUAUCUGUAUAAAUUUAAUGCAGCUCAUACUUUGAAAGGGGAGACGAAUGUUUUGGUUGCCUCUAGAAAUGACUAAGAUAAGAUAGUUUAGCGCAGCGAUAAAAAAAAAAGGACUGAUAAUUGAAUCGACGAUAUCAAUGUUCGGAGAAAAGUAACGAUUAGUGGAAACAUUUUAGAUUACACGACGUAAAAUGUGCAUUUUUGCGCACAGAAUCGACGGAGUCAUUGGUAAUUUAAAUUCACCCGUAACUUUCGAGCGAUUUCAAGGCUGAUUUCGAUCAAAACCACGGUUUCCUCGCCGAGUUUUAAACAAACGUUUCAACGAGAAAGACGCCUUAUUUUCCGUCGAUGUCCUGCUGCGUUACGAUUAGGUUAGCUAUCUCGUAGGCCGCAUAAAUGUGCAUAAUAAUUCAUUAGCCGUAACGCGAACGUCCUCGAGGACCUAAACCCGUUCGACGGUCUCGCGAAUACAUGUGAUCAGAGAAAGAAUAAAAGAAGAAAAAACUAAAAUACACGAGCGAGGAAACAGUCGAAUUAUUAGGAAGAGAGAUAAAAAGGACGAUUUAAUUUAACAGGCAUUGUUUCUCCCUGAGAAAUUUGACAAAAGUCGAAUUCAACUAGUCGAGUAUCGAAUUCAUUGGCGAGCCUUCUGAUAUUUUUUUGUACCGCUCGA
Molecule: messenger RNA, 3834 nt
Organism: Colletes gigas
Lineage: Eukaryota; Metazoa; Arthropoda; Insecta; Hymenoptera; Colletidae
Product: 6-phosphofructo-2-kinase/fructose-2,6-bisphosphatase-like
Exons: 6
Coding region: 901-2535 (544 amino acids)
Biological process (GO): fructose 2,6-bisphosphate metabolic process; fructose metabolic process
Cellular component (GO): cytosol
Molecular function (GO): ATP binding; 6-phosphofructo-2-kinase activity; fructose-2,6-bisphosphate 2-phosphatase activity
Source: RefSeq, a predicted model, not a curated record